This is a messenger RNA of [Torrubiella] hemipterigena, 1596 nucleotides long. The record is from the annotation of a GenBank genome assembly. Lineage: Eukaryota; Fungi; Ascomycota; Sordariomycetes; Hypocreales; Clavicipitaceae.
AUGGCAGAUACAUCUACAAAUCAACCACCUGCCGCUGAUGGCUCUGCACAGCCCACGCCAGUUGCCUCGAUUCCGGCACCAGCAUCCGGCGGCGUACCGCAGUUAGGAGUCCCCAUGUUACGACCUGCUCUUGGAGGAAGAGCCGGAGGUGCCAAAACUCCACGACUGGGCCUUUCUAUCCCACCCUCUCCUAGUGCUAAACCUGUUGGUGCCACUGGCGCCACUGGUGCUCCUGCUCCCGCUCCUCGCCGACCUCUUCUCCCGACUCUUAACCUUGCUACACCCAUGGGCAGCCAUGUUGCCCCGACCGAACAACCUCUGAGACUACAAACAUGCCCUCAGCCAGGACAAUCUGCGGGUGGCGGUAGUGAAAGCAGUGCUCCUCACUCUAGGUCAGGCAGCUUCGGCCCGCUCGACGAUCGCCCUAGCAAUCCCACAUCUGCUAGCUCACAGCUUUCUGCCGUCUCAUUUGUAUCACAUUUUGGAAUCCCCAUUUCACGACCACACGGUACCCCAGACCCUAUAUCUGCUGUUGGUUCGCUCUCUGAAUUAAGCGAGGGUGGUGCUCGUAUGGAACGGGACGGUAGCAUGCAGGGUCUGGAGGCUUUUGAUAAGCUUAGCCUUGAGAAGGCUAGAAAUGCUGAUGUCGAAGAGCUAGAUGACGAGGGUUGGAGAAUUGCUAGCAUGGAAAAACGCAUCGAGGAGCUCGGCAACUUGGGCGAAGGUGCUGGUGGAGCUGUCACAAAGUGUAUCCUCAAAGGCGGCAAGACCGUUUUUGCCCUGAAGGUUAUUACUACCAACCCAGACCCCGAUGUGAAGAAACAGAUCGUCCGAGAGCUAGGCUUCAACAAAGAAUGUGCUUCCGAACAUAUUUGCACCUACUACGGUGCAUUUGUGGACCCUUCGACGGCUACAAUCUCGAUUGCAAUGGAGUUUUGUGAAGGAGGCUCUCUGGACAGCAUCUACAAGGAAGUUAAGAGGUUGGGCGGACGUACUGGCGAGAAAGUUUUGGGCAAGAUUGCUGAGGGAGUGCUCGGCGGCUUGACAUACCUUCACACCAUGCGCAUUAUCCAUCGUGACAUUAAGCCUUCCAAUAUCCUCCUUUGCCGCGAUGGUGCGGUCAAGCUUUGCGACUUUGGUGUGUCGGGUGACUUUGGAACCAAGGGUGAGGCCAACACUUUCAUUGGCACAUCUUACUACAUGGCCCCAGAGCGUAUUACCGGCCAGUCUUACACCAUCACCUCCGAUGUGUGGUCUACCGGUGUUACUUUACUUGAGGUUGCCCAGCAUCGCUUUCCUUUCCCUGCUGACGGCACUGAGAUGCAACCCCGCGCCGGUCUUAUCGAUCUUUUGACAUAUAUUGUACGCCAGCCUGUACCAACUCUCAAAGAUGAACCGGAUAUGGAUGUCUACUGGAGUGACAACUUCAAAUACUUUAUUGAGUGCUGUUUGGAGAAGCAGGCUAACCGACGAGCCACUCCUUGGAAGAUGCUCGAGCACCCAUGGAUGGUUGAUAUGAAGGCCAAGCGCGUUAACAUGGUCAAAUAUCUAUCAUUCGUAUGGGGCUGGGAGGAUACCAAAAAGACUGCCGAAUAA